Messenger RNA from Toxorhynchites rutilus septentrionalis, 2327 nucleotides. Its product is annotated as dehydrogenase/reductase SDR family member on chromosome X. The record is from RefSeq and is a predicted model, not a curated record. The transcript has 7 exons. NCBI's taxonomy places the organism in Eukaryota, Metazoa, Arthropoda, Insecta, Diptera, Culicidae. The coding region runs from base 763 to 1839 and encodes 358 amino acids.
GUGUUUACUGUAGAUUAGGUUAGUGUUGCACAAGCCGCUGCCAGACGUAUUAUUCAUAGCUUAGUGAGUAUCGUAAAUGUGAAGUGUAUUCGUUUAGAGUAAAUAAACGAGAAAAGUUCACUUAAUACAACAACGAAACAUUUUAUCAUCUCCAAGUGGCGUUUGCUUUGUGUACGCUAACGAUCGCCACGCAUCACGAAGUCGCGCAUUCGCCGCGACGCCGUUGAAGUCACUUGGUACAGUGCAACAAGCGACAAACCCGAUCCGAUCCGAUCGAUGUGAUCAGCCACUGUAGUAUCCAGCCCCCCGUCCACUCCUGUGCGCCAAAGCAGACUAACAGUUCAGGUUACACAAUCUUUGCUGGAGGUCAGACAGUGUAAGUGUAAAAAAAACACACACACACACAAAUACACGCGCACGGAAUGGCAUGAAAAUCGAUGAUUUCCUCCCAGACGACAGGUUGCCGCUUCAGAGAAGAGAAGUCUGCGCCUCGAAUCACCUCGAUCUCACACAACGCAGCUGAGCCUCAUCCGUGGCGGUUCGUGGCCAUUCUGGUGAUAUUGUGCUCCGAAAAAUAAAUACAAAAAAAAAAACAACAGUUGUGAAAGAAAACAAAUCUGUGCGCGAGAGUUGUUUUUGGGUUAAAUAACCGUUACGAAAAGGGGAGAAAGAUUUGAUGCAGUGUUGAGUUUUUUGAAAACAAUUAAAAAUCUGUGAGUGAUAGUUCGCGGUUGUGUUACAAAACAGCAGAAGAUUUCCGUCAUGGUUCUCCUGGCAUUAGCCGUAGGCGGAUUAGUACUUGUGGUGCUGAUAUUCUUCUUCAUGAAAUCCUCCAAAGAGCUGCCCAAAAACUGGUCCCAGCUGGUGUCCGAGAUUCGGGUGCAGCAAUGCGGUACUAUCGGCAUCGCCGAGGAUAUCUUGCUUCGGAGAAGGAACAAAGUUGCACUGUCCAAACAGCCCGGAAAAAUUGCACUUCUCACCGGUGGAAAUCGUGGCAUCGGUUUGCGGAUCGUGAAAAAACUCGUCGAAUGUGACAUCGAGGUGAUAUUAGGUGUCCGCAAUCCGGACCAGGCAAAAAAGGCAGUGGAAACAUAUCUGGAGCACAGCAAGGUGACCGAAGGCGCUAAGCUGCACUACGAGCAGCUCGACAUUGGCAGCAUGAAAUCGGUGCGGGAAUUCGCCACCAAGAUUCAGGGCAAAUUCGACAAAAUCCACAUUCUCAUCAACAAUGCUGGUGUGAUGGGUGUUCCGUACAAGCUGACCGAGGAAGGAUACGAGUCUCACAUGGCAAUUAAUUACUACGGACAUUUCCUGCUGACCCAUCUGCUGUUGCCCCAGCUGCGUGCCGCCGGCACACCCACGUGUCGCGCCCGAAUCGUAAACGUUUCGUCGUGCGUAAACAAAAUAGGCGAAAUCAACUACGAGGACAUCAAUCGGAGCAAGGAUUAUUACCCCGCGGAUGCAUACAAUCAGAGCAAGUUGGCCCAGGUGCUGUUUGCGAAGCACACCAAUCUGCAGUUCGUGGAAGAUAACGAGCCAAUCCAGUCCCAUUCGGUGCAUCCAGGCGUCGUGAAUACCGACCUGUUCGAGCACUCGAGCACCACCUACGUUCCAUGGGUCCGACAGUUGCUGUUUAAGAGUCCAGAGGAGGGCGCUCGGACAGUCGUCUACGCAGCCAUCGCACCACAGCUCGAGGGCAAGGGAGGAACCUAUCUGAGCAACUGCCAAGUGACGACUUGCCAUCGCCACUGGAAGAAUUCGGUCCAGUGCGAGAAACUGUUCCGUCUCACCUGUGAUACGCUAGAUGUUAAGGACUUUUUCCGUAAGCAGUCACAAUAAAGGGGAUCCACCAGCAGAAGCAGAAUCCUAACGGAAGGAAGAAGAAAAAAAUAUAUUCAAAGCGUUGAUUUCGUUUUCCAGAGCCAUCUGAAUCAUUAAUUGUAUAAAUUAAUCCCCACCAUCAGCCUGGACUACUCUUUUCUCUCCUCCCACGCCGCUGAUGGAUAGGGAUCAUUUUCCAAAUAGCUUUCUGAAUAAAGCUAUAAAUACAUCACAUUUAAUUAAUGCUGAAUCCAUUUAUUCAGAAGCAUUUUCCACUUCGGAUGAGACGGCUUCGCACAAGGAAGAAUAAACGAACGACAGCAGAAUCAGCUUGAAAAAAUGAUGGGAUGCUGGGAAUCACUGAAAUGCAUUUCAUUUUUAUUUAUUUCAUCUGAUCUCUGUGUCUGUUUCUGUGUUCCUCUCGCUCUGGUCCUCUCCUAUAGAUAAUGGUUGGGGAAAAGUUGAACUGAAUAUGCGAGUAAUAAAGCUAGUAUAUGGAUAGCCGA